Molecule: messenger RNA, 2550 nt
Organism: Neodiprion virginianus
Lineage: Eukaryota; Metazoa; Arthropoda; Insecta; Hymenoptera; Diprionidae
Product: dnaJ homolog subfamily A member 2-like
Exons: 7
Coding region: 95-1333 (412 amino acids)
Biological process (GO): response to heat; protein refolding
Cellular component (GO): cytoplasm; cytosol
Molecular function (GO): Hsp70 protein binding; ATP binding
Source: RefSeq, a predicted model, not a curated record
ACCCAACGACUAGAGGAUUUUGGCUUGUGCUCCGCCACGCCAAAGUCGGGGCCUUUUAUAAUUUCUCUGGGAUUAUUCGAUUUUUCAUCGCAUAAUGGCAGAUAAUAAACUUUACGAAGUACUCCGAGUGCCACGAACUGCCGGCGACGCAGAAAUCAAAAAGUCCUAUAGAAAACUUGCAAAGGAGUUUCAUCCCGACAAAAAUCCGGAAGCUGGUGAUAAAUUUAAAGAAAUUUCAUUUGCUUAUGAAGUCUUAUCCGACCCUAAGAAACGCCAAAUUUAUGAUAAACAUGGAAUAAAAGGUGUACAAGAAGGAGCCAGUGAUGGAUUUCCCUCAGAUGACAUAUUUUCCCAGCUUUUUGGUGGCGGAGCCAGUGGUUUGUUCGGUGGACUGGGAGGUUUCGGCGGUGGUAUGGGUGGCAGGCGAAAAUCCCGUCGUGGUGAAGACACUGUUCAUCCGCUCAAGGUAACUCUGGAAGACAUGUACAAUGGAAAAACUGCAAAGCUGCAGCUCAGCAAAAAUGUGCUCUGUGCCGCUUGUGCUGGGAUUGGUGGAGCUGAAGGUGCUGUAACCACAUGCAAGCAAUGCCGCGGUUAUGGUUACAAAGUUUCAUACAGGCAGUUGGCACCAGGUAUGGCGCAGCAGAUUCAAGAGAAAUGCACUCAUUGUCAAACUACUGGUGAAAUAAUCAAUGAGAAAGAUAGAUGUACAACAUGUGAAGGCAAAAAAGUUGUCAAUCAAACUAAAAUCUUAGAAGUCCACGUUGACAAAGGAAUGCGGGAGUCGCAGAAAAUUCUCUUCAGAGGUGAAGGGGAUCAAAUGCCAGAAGUACAGCCUGGCGAUGUUGUUAUUGUAUUGCAACAGAAACCUCAUCCAACCUUUGAAAGAUCUGGGGAUGAUUUGAUUAUGACUAAAAGCAUCGGACUAGCUGAAGCUCUCUGUGGAGCAAGUUUUGUAGUGCGUCAUUUAGAUGGACGAAAUUUGCUCAUUAAACAUCCUGCUGGUCAUGUGAUUCGUCCUGGUGAUGUGAAAGGAGUUGUCGGUGAAGGGAUGCCACAGUACAGGAAUCCUUUCGAAAAAGGGAAUCUUUACAUAAAUUUUGAAGUAACUUUCCCUAAAAAUCACUUUUGUUCCGAAAAAGUGCUCAUGGAUUUAAAAACAACGCUUGGACCAAACAUUCCACCCACCGUGGUGCCGCGUGAUGCCGAGGAAGUGGAUCUGCAAGAAUAUGAUCCGACGCAUCGUGAUUCGUCAGGACGAUCGGCAGAAGCGUACGCGUCAGACGAAGAUGAGAUGCAUCAACAUUCCGGCGUGCAAUGUGCACAUCAAUAAAAUUUAUAACUAAUUAUCUCCACCAGUUCUUAAAGAAUAAUAAAAUGAUUGAGUAGCUAAUCACUCGACAAGUAACAAGUCGUCAACAAAGAGGGUGGUCACCAAAGUCCUCGGACAUUUUUAAUACCGUCAAGUAUCGUUCAUUUAAAGAGGAGUAAUUAAAUGGUUGAGAAUUAGUACAAUUUACAAUCCUAAAUCAACGAAAAGACAAAAAUGUCAUAAAUUGUCUAUACCGUUGAUUGCCACUCGUGAAUAAGCAAUUUCUCUGGUUUUUAAAAUGUGAUUGCCACACAUAGAUGUUUUAUCUGCCUGCAAUUUUAUCUAUUUUAGUUUUAUGUUUUAUAUCUCAUUUUUCUAUCAUCUUGAUAACAACAUGACUCGCAAAAUUGUUCGUCAUCUGUACCUUCAAUGAAUACUUUUCUUAAAAAAAUCAUAUUAAACUUAUAAACUACAACUACAUCAACCAAAGCCGGAAAUUGCAGUAAGCAUAGCAUCAGUAAAAGUAUUCCGUCAUGUACUGAAGUAGGUUGCAAGAGGCUUGAUUCACAAAUUUUCGAUUUUUUUCUUAUCAGAAUAUAUUGAUCACUUGCCACGAAGGCCAUGCGCGAUUUAAGUCGUCAAUGUACAGAACAAGUGUUGAUUUAUUUUUUUAUUUUUAUUUAAUUAUUUGUUUCAGUGAUAUUUUAAUUACUACAGUGACAAGUUUGUAAUACAACCAUUAUAAUGAAUAAUAAUUGAAUCAUAAUGCCAGAGAUGAAGUGAAAAAAAACUUGCAUGUGUUAUUCAAAUUCAAUAUACGACAACUUUCAAGGAUGUAAGGAAGUGACAAACAAAAAAGAAAAUCGCGAACGAAGUUCCAGAAGAACGAAUUUGUAUCAUUCGAAAAAUUCCCGACGUAGAAAAUUAUUUUAUGUAAUUGAAUUAAUCGAGGAAGUAAGAGUGAGAGAAUGAGAGACUAGAUAAUUGCAAAAUGGAUGAAUCGAGUAUAAAUAUUGUGCAGUAUGGUGAAAAAAAUCGAGUACACUAGUUUUUCAGUAAAUAGUCACAUUUCACUCUGUACGCAGCACUCGUACACAAAUAAUUAUCACAUGUAUCCAUGUACAUCAUGUGUCUAUAAUGUAGAUUAACCGUCGUCCUAAUCGGCUUGGGCCGACAUAUUUAUCAAUUAUUAGCAUCAACUGCAGCCGUUUCAAUAAAACGUAUGCCUUGAUCAUCAA